AUGGCUGACCACAAAGAGGACUUCGGACAGACGCUAUGGGUGGUCAACACAAUCUUCAUUGUACUAGCCACGUUCGCCGUUCUCGGUCGCUUUGCAGCUCGACGACUGCGAAAGCUGCCCCUCGGAGUAGAUGACUGGAUCAUCUGCGUGGCCCUGUUCUGGGACUGGCUAUUGUACGGGAUAUCUUAUGCGGACACUAAUACUUACCUUCUCCCAGGCCGGAUCAAUGGCCUCUGCAAGCACCGAGCAAAACUCCCACCACAGGAAGUCGUCGUUUUCGAGCAGCUCCUUUACUUCUUCAAUAUUUUCUACGUGCUGGGCCCCCCGAGCGUGAAGCUCUCACUGCUCUUCCUCUACCAACGUAUCUUUAAGCGCCCUUAUUUCUUGCGCAUGGUAUACGGCAUGAUCGCAUUGAUCUCUACGUGGGCAAUUAUCAUGCUCUUCCUCGCCAUCUUCAAUUGCAAACCCAUUAGCGCUUUUUGGACACAUGAGGGUACCUGCCUCAAUUUCAAACAGUUCGCCAUUGGCUACGCAAUCGUGAAUAUCAUCACCGACUUCACGAUCUGGUUGAUGCCGAUUCCCUGCGUGUGGCAGCUUCAGCUUCCGAAGCUGCAGAAGGUAGCUGUGUCGCUGAUUUUUGCGUUGGGCCUCUUUGAUUGCGCCGUCGCUAUGGCACGCCUCCUCAUCUCAAUGCUCGUCUUGGGCAAAUACGACUCCACAUGGCUCUACGCAAAGGGGUACAUGUGGUCCAUUAUCGAAGUAUCAACAGGCAUUAUCUGCACCUGUCUCCCAACAAUGUGGGUACUCUUGAAAGCAACCUUCGGUGGCAAAUUUGCAAGGAUCUUCGGCAUGUCCAGUGAAAAGACCGGCCGUCAGCGACCUAGCAAUACACCAUGGUCAAAAGCAAAGGAGGGUAAUGAAACUGGGGCGGUGAUAGGGGUGAAGGCCUCUUCCAGCAGGCAUUGUGCGGACAUGUUUUCGGACUUACGUGAUCCGGAGUGGGAUGCGAGCUCACGGCGGAUUCUAGUGAUUGAGGAGGUCAGUGUUGAGCUUCAACCAGUGAAACAGACGUUGUCUGUAAAUGCAAUAUGA
Messenger RNA from Penicillium cinerascens, 1092 nucleotides. RefSeq lists its product as uncharacterized. The coding region runs from base 1 to 1092 and encodes 363 amino acids. The transcript is spliced from 3 exons. Lineage: Eukaryota; Fungi; Ascomycota; Eurotiomycetes; Eurotiales; Aspergillaceae. The record is from RefSeq and is a predicted model, not a curated record.